This is a messenger RNA of Prorocentrum cordatum, 4652 nucleotides long. Lineage: Eukaryota; Dinophyceae; Prorocentrales; Prorocentraceae. The record is from the annotation of a GenBank genome assembly.
GGAGUAUCUCUAGGGACACCCUUUUGCUUCUGACCACGUCUCCCUCCAGGACACUGGGCCUGCAGGAGGCGUCCUGCAGUUUUUAUGCCCUGGCCAGGUACAGGGGGAGGGGCUGCGCGAUGAACCACAUGAAGAUUCAGUAGAUCACGGGCCAUGCCCAGCGCACCAUAAUCAUCCACGGUUGCAAUGCCUUUGGCUCAAGGGAGUCGCCAGUUGGGCGCGUGCAAAAUCUACAUUACGCGGAAGGUCCUCACCCCAAGCGCAAACAUGACGGCAGGUGAGAUUCCAGCCGCGUACGUUGGCAGGGACAGCUUCUUUGGGGGCAGGCCACCGCUCCCACAGGAAGCAGGCUACGCGAUUGUACUGGGCGUCGGUGUCUUCCUCUCGCUUUUUACGACCAUCAUGGUGUACAUGGAUAAGGUCGCCAACGGCACAGCGAUCAACAUCGCUGGCAGGAAUGUGAAGACGGGGCUCACGGCGUCGGUCAUCGUGUCGCAGUGGACUUGGGUCGCCACACUGCUGCAGUCCUCCAACGCUGCCUGGAAUUACGGCGUGUCUGGCCCGUUCUGGUACGCUGUUGGCGCCACCAUCUCGAUUGUCCUGUUCGGCAUCCUCGCCACCGAGUUGAAGAGGCGGGCACGGACGUGCCACACGGUCUGCGAGCUCGUGUACGUGCGCUGGGGCAAGGCCGCACAUUUGACCUUCAUCUUCUGCUGCCUGGUCGCCAACGUGAUCGUGACGUCGAUGUUGCUGCUGGGCGGCGCCGCCACCGUGAACGCGCUGACGGGCGUGGACGCUGCCUUUGCCUCCUUCCUCAUACCGUGGGGCGUGAUCUUGUACACGGCGGCUAGUGGCCUGAAGGGCACUUUCGCGGCCUCGUACGUGGAAACGACCAUCGUCUUCUUGGCCCUGGUGGUCUGCGUUUACACCGUAUACGUCAAGGAAUAUUCCUCGGAUCUCAUCUACGACAGUCUCCAGGCGAUUUCGGGCAUGACCGAGUCGGAGUGCGUCGCUCGCUUCAUGAAAGAUGGUGUCACGUUCUACGAAGCGGGGACCUACUCAUGCGGCCCAGUGGUCGAGAACAAUUCUGGCUCGUACGUGACAAUGCUUUCGAUGGGCGGCCUCAAAUCCGGUAUCAUCAGCAUCGUCGGCAAUUUCGGCACCGUAUUCGCGGACCAGUCUUACUGGCAGUCCGCCAUCGUAGCGAAGUCGGCCAACGUGCACAAGGGGUACCUACUUGGCAGCAUGGUGUGGUUCAUCAUCCCGUUUGCACUGGCCACCUCCCUGGGUCUGGCUGGUGUGGCGCUCGGCUUGCCCAUCACCGCGGGCGAGGCUGGCUCUGGCCUGGUGCCAUCGGCCACGGCCGUGCACCUCUUCGGUGACUUCGGAGCCGUGAUGAUGGCCUCCAUGCUGUUCAUGAUCAUCACGUCCACAGGGUCUGCACAGGGAAAUGCAGUCUCUUCGUUGAUUUGCUACGACGUGUACCGGCGGUACAUCAACCCGAGCGCCACCAGCUCGCAGAUUCUCAAGGUCUCCCAAGCCGUCAUUGUGGUCUUUGGGCUCGGCAUGGGUGCUCUCGGCGUGGCUUUGAACCACAUGGGCUUGAACUUGGGUUGGGUGUACCAGUUCACGGGCAUUGCCAUCGGCUCCGCGGUGGUGCCCCUCUGGAACGUCCUCAUGUGGAAGGAUGCCAACGCCACUGGUGCCGUUGCUGCCGUGUGGGGCGGGAUGAUUCUCGCGCUGGCCACCUGGCUGACCAUCUGCCAGGCUGAGUUCGGCGAGAUCACGGUGGACAAUCUCGGCACCCUCAACCCGAACUUGGGGGGCAACAUCGUGGCACUGUGCUCCUCCGCGCUGAUCCACGUUGGCUGCUCCCUCGCCAGCCCGCAGAACUACGAUUUCGAGCCGAUGGGCCAGAUUGACGUGCUGGAAGGCGACCUCUCUGGCCUGGGAGAUGCCAACUACAGCCCGGAGCUCCUGGCAAAGGCUAAGGCGUGGCUCGUGAAGUACGGCUUGGGCUUCACUAUCCUGAUUGCUGUCGUGUGGCCCGUCCUCUCGCUCCCAGCCGGCGUUUUCACCAAGGACUAUUGGAUCUUCUGGGUCUUCGUCAGCAUCAGCUGGGCUUUCAUCGCCACUGUUACCAUCAUCUUCCUUCCGCUGUACGAGUCCAGGGGGUCCAUUCUCGGCGUCUUCAUGUUCAUGUUGUGCCUGAAGAAGGCGGAGAAAGCGGAGCCCGCGAAGAGCGAGGAGGCACAUCAGCUGGCACGCAGCGAGGGCGGGCGCGCAGCAGGCGGAGGCGAGGGCGUCGCGUCGGGGCACGCCCUCGCCAGCCAGUCGCGAGGUGCACCUUCGCCUGCUGCCCAUGGCCAGGAGCCAGCCACGCUUCAGCCAGCACGCCGCGAGGCGGAUUUGGGUCACACUGCAGCUUCCCCAGAGCAGCAACGCGCAGCUCCCUCUGAGCAGCACCGCGCAGCUUUCCCCGAGCAGCAGGCGCCUCGGGAGCAGCACCGCGCAGCUCCCUCUGAGCAGUACCGCGCAGCUCUCAUGGGGCAGCAGGCGCCGCUUAGGCGCAUCACCACCGCUCACCUCAACAGGAGCAGCACCGCUGACAUUAAGACACUGCUCCAGGGGCAGCUGGAGGAGCUGGGCGAGAUCUCGUCGCUGGUCGGCCGCGAGGGCGGGUGCGCAACAGGCGGGGGCGAUGGCGUCGCGUCGGGGCACGCCCUCGGCAUCCAGCCGUUCGGUGCACCUUGGCCUGCUGCCCCUGGCCAGGAGCGCAUGCUGACGCCGUCGGUCUGUCAGCGCAGCGCUCACCAGAGUCCUGUGUCGCCUCUGGCUGGCUGCCGCAGGGCGAGCGGUCCGUGGGCAGCGCCGACGACGACUUCAUGCAGAGGUGCCGCGCAGCAGUUUGGACUCCAGGCGCCAGGGCUCCCACGCUGCUCGAGUCCUCUCCCCCAGGCAAUGACAAGGCGGCGAGGCUGACGCCGAACAGCGGCCAGGCCCAAGGGGUGGACUACGUGCGGGGCUUCGAGGCACAGCUGGUGCGAAGGACGACAACGGAGGUGAAGAAGGUGCUGCAGGGCCAAUUCCACGAAUUCGAGGACGACUGCCACCUCCGCCCGCAGCAGGUGCAGCUGCAGGUUUUACCAGAAGACGCGGACGACAAGGUCGUCGACGUCCCAGAGCUGAGGCGCGCCCCGAAGCGCGAGGGCUGCGUCACGUGCACCUGCAUGGCGUGAAGCCUGCAACCGUGCUGAAUGUAUGCCGGCUGCAGGCGACGUGCCCAGGGCAUCGCUUCUGGUGGCGUGAUGUUCGCCAGACGCGCUGUGGCCAGACGAGCCACGAACACUGUACUCUCGAGGGGCCCUCUGUGGCGCCAAAGCCCUCAUGUAUUCUAGAGGGAGCAAGCAACACGUGCACUAGCCCCCCCCACCUUUCCCCGCCCCCCUUCUUUCACUCCAGCGCUUCCAGCUCCCCCCUGUGCGAUAUACGCUGUACAUCUAGUAUUAUGCAGCAUACUUCGGUUGCGGAAAACACUUGGCGACUGAUUUCAUAGAUUUUCUCGCGGUUGAGUUUCGACAACCCGUUGCCGUUCAAUUUCGUAGGGCAGUCCACCGGUGAUUUCACAAGGUUAUCCACCGUUGAUUUCACAGGGCAGUCCACGUUUGCUUUCACAGGACGUUUCGAGUUCAAGUGCGCAGGUCAGCAGAAAAUUGAUUUCACAGACCCUUUGCAGUUCAAGUUCGACCAGAUGGCGUAGACGGCAGCAGCAUCAUGCAUUCUACCAGAGCGAGGAAUUUCACAACUCGACGGCACGCCCAACAAGUGGAAUGAAUACCAGAAGCGCAACGCUCACGCUGGCCAAGGAAGGCGAAGCGGCUCUCAUGCUCAGUGCAGGUCUCACUUGAGAGGCCUGGGGCGAGGAGGAGGAGGAUCUCUCAGCGGACGACCUCAUCAAACCGAACGCGGCGAAGCUGCUCAUAUGUAGGCUACAGAAGCUACUCAAGAUGGACGAUCGCGCCGAGCUCGCGGACGACUUCGAGGAGUAGUUCUACAAGCUCAAGAGGGUCACAGGCGAAACGCACUUCGCCUACCUCUCGCGGGUUCGAGCAGCAGAACGGAAACUCAAAACGCGCGACAUCGAGCUACCCGCCAAAGUUCGAGGCCCGGCGCGCGCUGCCCGCCACGGUUGGCGGCGUCCGGACUGUUACUUCUACGUCUCCUACAUCGUCGGAUGGUCGGGCAGCCCCGGGUGUGACGGGCGGCUCGCGCCAGGACCCGCCUGGGCGCGCCUCUUCCUCCUUCUUCCUCGCCCCGCGCGCGCGCGGGUAGGCGCACCAGACUCAGGGAGGUGCGGGCGCUCCUCCUCCUCCUCCUCCUCCUCCUUCUCCUCCUCCUCCCACCUCCUCCCACCUCCUCUUUCUGCUCCCUGGACGUCUUGAUUUUUCAUGGCCUCGUCUCUGGGCCUCGCGCCGCGAGCGCUCUUCUCGGAUGGCCCCAGGGGCCCUGGGUGCCCCGCAUCCUCUCCCAGAGCAGAGGGCCUCGCUCGUGAAGACCAGCGGUGCCCCGACUGCGCUGGGGCGCUGGAGGCCCCAGGAGGCCCCAAGGACGGCCCAACCCGAGGAAAAAACCCGCCAACCAGAGGCCCCCCC